Molecule: messenger RNA, 2400 nt
Organism: Cuscuta campestris
Lineage: Eukaryota; Viridiplantae; Streptophyta; Magnoliopsida; Solanales; Convolvulaceae
Source: the annotation of a GenBank genome assembly
GUUCUUAUUACAAAACUCAACGUACCUCACACCAAAUAAAAAAGAUGAAUUAGGAGCAUCUUUAUCCAAAAACUUCGUCUUCCCAACAAAGGACAGAAACCUGGAGCAGAUGACUAACCUCUCUUGAGCUCAACAGCAGAGCCGAAUCGGAGAAGGAAAACAAUGCCUGCGAUUUUCAGGUACAGCGGCAAAACAAAGCUCCGCCACCAUUUCCAUUUCAAAACUCCCUUCAUCUCAUUCGCUUCUUCCGAAUUUCACUCCAGUUCAUCCUUUCCCUUGCCCCUCCCCAAGCCGCCGUUAUUCUCAGCACCUGGCCGCCUGCGCUUCCCUCCUCCGGUCACGAAUGGGGCGCUGGGGAUAGGGUUUGGUCGGAGGUGCAAGUGGGAAGGGAGUUCGGAUAACUACGACCAGAUAAAAGCUGAGGUGAACUGCCCGCGGUGCUCCAAGCUCAUGACCCUCCUCUUCUCCAAUCGUCCUUUGUCCAUCACGCCUGCCCCGACCGGAAUUUACCAUGCCCUCAAUUUAUGCCCACAUUGCCGGACUGCCAUCUAUUUUCGUCCUUCCAGGUUGGAGCCAUUGCAGGGGAAUUUCAUUGAGAUUGGAAGGGUUAAGGGGGACCAGGUUGGGGAGAGGGAAAAUAACAGAAACAAGGCCAUUGGUAUCGAGAACGGAAGAUCUUCCAUUAAGAUUUGGGAGAAGUUGAGGACUUACAGUGAUAAUAGUUGCAGUAGUGAUGUUGGGGAAAGUAGCAGUAGCAGUAGUAGUGAUAGCUGGAACAGCAGCAGCAGUAGUGAGAAUGAGGUGGAGGAAUGUGCAGAGGGGUCUGCCGGAGAGUGGAUAGGGUUAAACAUGGUGAAGAAGUUGCCUACUCCGAAAGAGAUAUGUAAAGGGCUUGAUGAGUUUGUAGUUGGGCAAGAUAGAGCAAAAAAGGUGCUGUCCGUAGCAGUUUACAAUCACUACAAAAGAAUAUAUGAUGCCUCGUCAACACAAUGGGCAGGUGAAGAAGUGGGCAAAGCUGUGAAUGACCAUGGAAACUGUGAUACCGAUUUUGUUGAGCUUGAUAAGAGCAACGUUCUAUUGGUGGGUCCAACUGGCUCAGGCAAGACGUUACUUGCAAAGACACUGGCCCGUCUUGUAAAUGUGCCUUUUGUCAUUGCGGAUGCAACAACACUAACACAGGCAGGUUAUGUCGGAGAGGAUGUAGAGUCAAUAUUGUUCAAGUUACUCACGGCUGCUGACUUUGAUGUAGAAGCAGCUGAGCGUGGAAUUGUGUAUAUUGAUGAAGUUGAUAAGAUAACUAAGAAGGCUGAGAGCUUAAACAGUGGAAGAGAUGUAAGUGGGGAGGGUGUUCAACAAGGUCUCCUUAAAAUGCUAGAAGGAACAAUUGUAAAUGUACCUGAUAAUAGAGCACAUAAACAUUCUCGUGGUGACAGUAUUGAGAUAAAUACUAAAAACAUCCUCUUUAUAUGUGGGGGAGCCUUCAUUGGACUGGAGAAGACGAUUUCGGAGAGGCGACAAGACUCUUCAAUUGGGUUUGGGUCUCCAGUUCGUACACAUAUAAGCCCUGCUACCCCUACAGAUGCUGUUGUGGCAUCAUCACUGUUGGAGUCUGUAGAAAGUAAUGAUCUUACUGCAUAUGGCCUCAUACCUGAAUUUGUUGGACGUUUUCCAGUUUUUGUUAGUUUAUCUGCUUUAGAUGAAAAUCAACUAGUCCAGGUUCUCAUGGGACCAAAAAAUGCUCUCUGCAAACAGUACAAAAAAAUGUUUGCGUUAAACAAUGUAAAACUUCAUUUUACUGAUAAUGCAUUGAAAAUGAUUGCAUCGAAAGCAAUAGCAAAGAACACUGGUGCACGUGGUUUAAGAUCCAUCUUAGAAACUAUCCUGACUGAAGCCAUGUUUGAGGUUCCAGAUGCCAAACCAGGGACUUGCAUUGAUAUGGUCUUGGUUGAUGAAGAGGCCGUCGGAUCAGCCAACACUCCUGGAUCUGGAGCCAAAAUCAUUCGUGGCAAUGCUAGAUCGGAGAGACUUUCUUCAGCAACGGAAUCAACUUAUAAAACAGAAAAGAAGGAAGAACAACGGGAGAGGAUCAUGGAUGGAGACGACGAGGUUUCUUCAAGAGCUGCAUGCUUGUAAAUUAUUGAAGACUAUUUAUUUACUUCUAAGUAAUAAUAUUUUCUUCUUUUUUUUGUAUUUUUGUGUGUGUGUGUGUGGGGGGGGGGGGGUUAUGGAGUGGAAAAAAAGAAAAUGUAAUAGGGAAAUUGAUGUCGUUUUUGUGUUUUUUUGUAGUGUACUUUUGAUUAAUUUGGAUUUUUGAAUUGGAAGGGGAUGAGUAACUAAGAGGUACUGUGAAUGUAAGUACGAUAAAGAAACUUGAAGCACUAAUAAUGCAUAUAAUCCUGA